Messenger RNA from Zingiber officinale, 1215 nucleotides. RefSeq names its product galactoside 2-alpha-L-fucosyltransferase-like. Gene Ontology annotation, cellular component: Golgi apparatus; membrane. The record is from RefSeq and is a predicted model, not a curated record. Bases 1 to 1215 code for a protein of 404 amino acids. Gene Ontology annotation, molecular function: galactoside 2-alpha-L-fucosyltransferase activity. Gene Ontology annotation, biological process: xyloglucan biosynthetic process; cell wall biogenesis. The transcript has 3 exons. NCBI's taxonomy places the organism in Eukaryota, Viridiplantae, Streptophyta, Magnoliopsida, Zingiberales, Zingiberaceae.
AUGACGAGUGAGCGUACCCGCGUAAGGGACAAAGAAUCCCUUUUUAUAUUGCAACGGGUGCUUCUGGAGUCUGGCGGGUGUCAGGGAAUGUCAGAUGUUAGGCUUUGUCUGACGGUGAAUGACACGUGGCCUCCUCCCAUAGGCUGGCGGAAGAACCGCAGGGAGAAGCUACGAAGCUACGAAGCUCUCCACCAAAAAUGCGGCCUGAACACCGAGCUCUACCGCGAGAGCAUCAGGCAGUUGACCUCCAACCGCAGCGGCGGCAGCCCGACGGAGUGCAACUACGUGGUGUGGUUGCCACAGCAUGGCUUGGGCAACAGGAUGAUCAGCAUAACCUCUACUUUCCUCUACGCUCUCCUCAACGACAAAGUCCUACUGCUCUUCUUCCCUGACUGCAUGAACGGCCUCUUCUGCGAGCCGUUCCCCAACACCACUUGGCUUCUACCUUCUGACUUCCCUAUCACGCAUAUGACCUCGAUCUUCGAUAAAGAUCCAAAUCGAUAUGGGAAUUUGCUCAGAGAUAAGAUCCUCCGUAAUGACAUGAACAUCACCAAUGCUUCCAUUCCGCUGCCAGCUUAUCUGUACCUUCACCUCGUACAUAACAACAAUGACUACGACAGAAUGCUCUACUGCGAAGAUGCUCAGCUGCUGCUUCGACAGUUCCCAUGGUUAUUGCUGAGAUCGAACCAGUAUUUUGUCCCAGCUUUGUUUCUCAUACCGAUGUUCGAGCAGGAGCUCAGCUUGCUCUUCCCUGAGAGGACGACCGUGUUUCAUCUCUUGGGAAGGUAUCUCUUCCAUCCAUCCAACGCAGUUUGGGGCCACGUAACAAGUUUGAAGAGUGAGUACUUCGAGAGGAUAAGGGACACGUACUAUAGGAAUGCGACGGCGACAGGAGAGGUGAUCGGCGUCUAUCAGCCGAGCCAUGAAGAGAAACAAUUCACAGAGAAGUUGGAUCACAACGUGAAGGCUCUGGCGGAGAUUUAUCUCUUGAGCUUGAGCGACUCGUUGAUUACGAGUCAGUAUUCUACGUUUGGGUAUGUGGCGCAAGGGCUGGGUGGAAUUCGACCGUGGUUGCUCGUGAGGCCCGAUGACGAGAACCUUUGCCUACAAUCCUCGACGAUGGAACCCUGCUUCCACUUCCCUCCCUCGUUUGAGUGCAAGUCGAGAAGUGAAAUGGACCUCGGCUCCGUGGUUCCAUAUUUGAGACACUGUUAA